Messenger RNA from Gadus morhua (Atlantic cod), 2190 nucleotides. RefSeq names its product heme-binding protein 1. Gene Ontology annotation, molecular function: heme binding. NCBI's taxonomy places the organism in Eukaryota, Metazoa, Chordata, Actinopteri, Gadiformes, Gadidae. The record is from RefSeq and is a predicted model, not a curated record. The transcript has 4 exons. Bases 287 to 862 code for a protein of 191 amino acids.
GGAGGAGGAGGGGGAGGAGUCUGCUUCCUGGUCUCCGGUUCAGCAGAGCAGAGAGGAGUCGUGUUCAGAGCAUCUCCGUUCAGAGUCAAAAGACCAAAACAUAAGAAGACUGAGGGGGGAGCAGGAAAGCUUUAAAGUAUUUAAGCAACAAGGAAACUUAUUGUAGGCUACUCUUUGUUUUCCGAAGUAAUUUUAGUCUGUAAAGAACGAUUGAAAAAGGGAAUAAGGAGGAGCUGGAGGAGAAGGAGGACCUGACACGGAGCAGAGAGACCCGGGAGUAGACGAGAUGUUCGGGAUGAUCAAGAACUCGCUGUUCGGCACCACAGAGGAGACGGAGUAUAAACUGCUGAGCAGCGAGACCAAGGAUGGCGUUAGCUACGAGAUACGGCGCUACGACGCCGGAAAGUACGCGGCCAUUUCGUCUGAGGGCCGCUCGUUCGACCAGGUCACAGCAGAGCUGGUGAGGAAGCUCCUCAUGUACAUCGGUGGCACCAACGACCAGGCCGAGGCGAUGGGAACGGCGGCGCCUAUCACCAUCACCGUGUUCCCGCGGGACGACGGCGUCAUGUCUCGCCGCCUGGUGGUGGGGAUCCGGAUCCCCAUGGCGUACCAGCGCAGCCCGCCGGCGCCCAGCGACAGCGCCAUCCGGAUCGAGGAGCGGCCGGGCAUGACCGUCUACGCCCUUCAGUUCGGAGGCUUCGCCGGGGAGACGGAGUACCGGGCCGAGGCGCUCCGACUGACGCGCACGCUGGGGGAGACCGCCCCGUACCAGCGCAAGCAGUACUUCUGCUGCAGCUACGACGUGCCCAUCAAACCGUACGGCCGGCGCAACGAGGUGUGGUUCCUGCAAGAGGAGCCGUAGGUUCUUCAUCCACCUCAGAACCUCCCUUCCUUUUCCUUCUUCCUGUACCUGACGCCUCCCCCACACAACCGACAGUCGUCUGGGCCUGAAUGCUGGAUGGGUAGAGGGAAUAUUAAGGUUCUGGAGCUAGUAGGCAGAUGUUCUCCACGAUGGCCCGGUGAUAGACACCGCCCCCUGGUGGGAGAGUUUAAAACAUCUUUGCUGCACCACUCACACAUAAACACCAGUACAGUCAGUGCACCCCCCCCCCUCCCCCCCAGAUGAAAUUAGCUUCGGAAUCUUCUUAUAAUAUAUUUUUUAAUCGUUUUUCUUCAAUUAUAAAAGGAUAUGUUAAAGGGUGCAGGUUUGGUAGGGCGGUAGAUUUUAGUUGUUCUCUUCGUGGUUCAGACCCUGAAAAUCAAUCAAUAGGCAAACAUAAAUUAAGUCUGCUGGCUGAGCAGCCGUCCUGGAGAGCGCAGAGCUAAAGGUCGGGUUACCGACUGGACUUAACCCGGUGCAACAGGUCAGAUGUUGGGAACUAAAUAUUUCAGGCUAUAGGGGUGAGGUCAGCCCUUUAGGUACUGCAGGUCUGAGGGCAGAGUAUAGAGUUCACAGAACAUCCUGCUCGGCCCGAUAACAAGAUAUGGUCGGCCUGGAAACACUCUGAAACCCACUCUAUACCGUUCUAGUUGUUUGUAUCAAGUUAACACACGUUUUAGGCUUUUGUAUCCAUCCUGUCAUGUUACAUUGCACCACUUGUUUGAAAAAAGCACAAAUGAGUUCUGCACAAAAACUAAACUGAAAAACUAGGAUGUGAGCCAUAGCCAGGUGUGAAGAUGUUUAGUGUACCGUAUAUUACUGGCUUCUAUGUUUAUCAAAAUCAAAGCAGUUACUGGUGAAUACUUUGUAUUGAAAAAUGUUAUUUAUUAUAAUUAUGAAAUGGUGUUAUGGAAUACUUUGUAGUGUGUGAUUUUCUGUGAAAAUAUGGAGUGUAGAUAUUCGUGAGAAUAUAAUAGCCAUUUACUUAAUAAAUAUCUAGUUAGUAUUAAGUGACUGUUUUUUCUUAUAUUGUGUUCGUUAAAGAUUGUAUUCGUUCAAGCCGUUACGCCUAUUACAUUAAACCAACACCAGUGGAAACUACUAUACUUUUAUUGUAACUUUUAAACAUAUCCAGUUAAGGAGUUAGAAUUACAAACGAGCUAUAGGGCAUUUGAUUCAUUCAAGCAAGCCAAGAUCCAAAAUGGAGUUCCCAGAGCCUCAGUGACCGGCUCCAUUAGUUACCUAGAGCGGGCUUUUAAGGGGAAUAAGCUAACCACUUUCAGACAUCUUCUCACAGGUGGAACACGAGA